UUGGACAGUUGGACACCAUCCCCACUCUUUCUACAGUCUACAUAUACAUGCAGUCGCCAUAUAUUUAUGCAACUUCACUUACACUUACACUUAUACUUACUUCAAUCUUGAAUCACUAAUUAACUCCUUCACACCACUUCCUUGUUCCUACCAUCACUCACAUUUUGCUAUUCCAAAUGGAAUACGGCAGGCUCGGAGCACCCGAACCUACCAGCGGAGGCUCCUCAACUCGUAGCCUAACCCCUGACCCCACCCGCGCCCCCAAAAAAUCCAGAAUCAAGCUCCUCCUCCUCCUCGCCGCCACGCUUCUUGCGGCUUCCGCAGUCGCCGCCUCCCUCGUCGUCCUCGUCGUCCGCAACAGAGUCGACGACUCCGGCGGCGCCUCCGCACUCCAUGCCCGCCGCCCCUCCAAGGCCAUCUCCUACGCCUGCGGCAGGACUCGCUACCCGACUCUCUGCGUCAACUCGCUCCUCGACUUCCCCGGCGCCGCCUCCGCCUCCGCCAAGGACCUCGUCCACAUUUCCGUCAACAUGACUCUCCGCAAAUUCGGCCGCGCGCUCUACUCCGUCGCCGAGAUCAGCAACCUCAAAAUGGAUCCCCGCGUCAGAUCAGCAUACGACGACUGCCUCGAGCUUCUAGACGAUUCGGUGGAUCUCCUCGCGCGAUCGCUCACCACCGUCGCGCCGGCUGGAAGCAGCGGAGGUGGAUCGACGCAGGAUGUGCUGACGUGGCUGAGCGCGUCGUUGACGAACCAGGACACCUGCACUGACGGUUUCUCUGAGCUGAGCGGCUACGUGAAGAAUCAGAUGACGGAUCGGUUGAAGGAUUUGUCGGAGCUCGUGAGCAAUUGCCUCGCGAUAUACGCUGCGGCCGCGGGAGACGAGGAUUUCUCCGGCAUUCCGAUACAGAACCGGCGGAGGCGGCUGCUCGGCGGCGAGAAGGCGCACAAGCAUUUUCCGGCGUGGCUGUCGCGGAGGGACAGGCAGCUGCUGGACUUGCCGGUGACGGCGAUUAACGCCGAUAUUGUCGUUUCUCACGACGGCAACGGCACAUACAAGACGAUCACGGAGGCGAUCAAGAAGGCGCCGGAAUACAGUAGUCGCCGAUUUAUCAUCUACGUGAGGGCAGGAAGGUAUGAGGAGACUAUAUUAAAGGUGGGGAGAAAGAAGACAAACAUAAUGUUCAUCGGGGACGGUAAGGGCAAGACGGUCAUUUCAACUGGGAAGAGCAUCCAAGAUAAUAUGACAACAUUCCACACCGCCGGAUUUGCUGCAACUGGUACUGGAUUCAUUGCAAGGGAUAUAUCAUUUGAGAACUGGGCAGGGCCAAGCAAGCACCAGGCCGUGGCCCUCCGUGUAGGGGCGGACCAUGCCGUCAUCUACAGGUGCAACGUCAUUGGCUACCAAGACACACUCUACGCCCACUCGCAGCGCCAGUUCUACCGGGAGUGCGACAUCUACGGGACCGUUGACUUCAUCUUUGGCAACGCUGCCGUCGUGUUCCAGAACUGCAGCAUCCACGCCCGGAAGCCAUUGCCGGGCCAGAAGAAUACCAUCACGGCCCAAAACCGCAAGGACCCUAAUCAGAACACGGGCAUCUCAAUCCAUGCCUGCCGGAUCAUAGCGGAGCCCGACUUGGAGGCAGCGAAGGGCGCCUACCCGACUUACCUAGGGAGGCCGUGGAAGCUGUACUCACGGACGGUGUACUUGCAGUCCUACUUUGGGGACCACAUCCACCCAAGGGGGUGGUUGGAGUGGAAUGCAACAUUUGCACUAGACACAUUGUACUAUGGGGAGUACAUGAACUACGGCCCCGGGGGCGCGAUCGGGCAGCGCGUGAAAUGGCCAGGUUAUCGUGUGAUAACUGCAGUGGAGGAGGCGAGCAAGUUCACGGUGGCGCAGUUCAUCUACGGAUCGUCGUGGCUGCCUUCCACCGGGGUGGCGUUCUUGGCCGGCCUAUCAACUUGAAUAAUAUUAAUGAUAAUGAAAAUAAUAUUUGUGUAGUAACAAGGAAAAUAUUUGCCUUGAAAAUAGGCUCUGAUUUCUUGAUAUGGUAUAUAGUAAUCUUUUAUUUUCUUUUU
This is a messenger RNA of Salvia splendens (bonfire salvia), 2080 nucleotides long. RefSeq names its product probable pectinesterase/pectinesterase inhibitor 34. The transcript has 4 exons. The coding region runs from base 177 to 1967 and encodes 596 amino acids. The record is from RefSeq and is a predicted model, not a curated record. Gene Ontology annotation, molecular function: pectinesterase activity; enzyme inhibitor activity. Gene Ontology annotation, biological process: cell wall modification. Lineage: Eukaryota; Viridiplantae; Streptophyta; Magnoliopsida; Lamiales; Lamiaceae.